This is a messenger RNA of Lactuca virosa, 1125 nucleotides long. The record is from the annotation of a GenBank genome assembly. NCBI's taxonomy places the organism in Eukaryota, Viridiplantae, Streptophyta, Magnoliopsida, Asterales, Asteraceae.
AUGGUGGCACAACUCACCGGUGGUGGUGGUGGUGGUGGUGGUGGUCAAGUAAGGAGAGUUCAUAUUGUAUAUUAUCUUAGCCGUAAUGGUGGUAUCGAACAACCCCAUCUCAUGCGCAUCCACCAAGUCUCAUAUCAUGGAGUUUACUUAAGAGAUGUUAAAAGUUGGUUAUCAGAACUCAGAGGAGAAGACAUGCCAGAGCGUUUUGCUUGGUCAUAUAAGAGAAUGUACAAAGGGGGAUACGUUUGGCAAGACCUACUGGAUGACGAUCUCAUUACCCCUAUUUGUGACAAUCAAUAUGUUCUGAAAGGAUCAGAAAUCUCCUCAACAACAUUAAAUAAUGAUAUUAAUCCAUACAACGAGAAAGAAGUCUUUAACCUGAAAAACUCGCCAACUUUUGAAGUAAAUGUCAAAUCUCCAAAAUACCCUUCAACAGAGAAAGAAGAUCCUCUAGUUUUCUCAAUAGAUACGUCCUUUGAAAUAGAAGAAUCUUCCUUUGUCUCAAACGUCACAACCGAAGACACAACAAAGAACCAAGAUACAUCUGAAGACCAAGAAGUAAUACAAAGCCCAAAAGACAAAAAUGAGAAUAAUUCUCUGAACAAGAUGUUCUUCAACAAGAAUACAGAUGACAGCAACAACAGUAAUAACGAUAAACACAAGAAAGGUCGUUUUUCAGGCUCACGAGCAUCACAUAUGUUGCGGAACUGGAUCACUUGUGGGACUGCUAACACGGACGAAAAGGCUGUGGUGGCGAUCAACAAAAGGAAAAGUGGUAGGACUUCUACAGUAACUUCGGUUUCUGAGAAUAACUUGGGGCAAAUAAGUAAAGAACAGAAGUAUAAGGGUUACGAGAAAAGUUUUGAUGGGAUAAACGGAUCAAAGAAGAGUAAGAAGGAGGAGUCCAACAACAUCAAAACCUCGGGAGCUGCUAAUCAUAAGCCUAUUAAUGGCCCGAAUUGCUCGCAGUGCGGCAGGCAGUUCAAUCCAGAGAAGCUUCACAGCCACAUGAAAUACUGCAGAGGAAUGAAGGCAUUGGCAAAGUCUACCAGCGCAAGACCUAAGCCGAAGAUAUCAUCACCACAUCCAGCAUCGCACAACACCUUUUACUUGACAAAUAACUAA